Pseudovirgaria hyperparasitica is the source of this 1141-nucleotide messenger RNA. RefSeq names its product triosephosphate isomerase. Bases 31 to 786 code for a protein of 251 amino acids. Gene Ontology annotation, molecular function: triose-phosphate isomerase activity. The record is from RefSeq and is a predicted model, not a curated record. NCBI's taxonomy places the organism in Eukaryota, Fungi, Ascomycota, Dothideomycetes, Acrospermales, Acrospermaceae. The transcript has 6 exons. Gene Ontology annotation, biological process: gluconeogenesis; glycerol catabolic process; glycolytic process. Gene Ontology annotation, cellular component: cytosol.
AGUCUACGUAUUACACAUAUACCCGCCAAAAUGGGUCGUCGUUUCUUCGUCGGUGGUAACUUCAAGAUGAACGGAUCGAUCUCAUCGGUCAAGGAAAUCGUCAAUAACUUGAACGGCGCAAAACUCGACCCCAACACCGAGGUCGUCGUCGCCCCCUCGGCCAUCCAUCUCCUCCUCGUGCGCGAAUCUCUCAAGAAAGAAAUCGCCGUCGCCGCCCAGAACAUCUACUACAAGAAAAACGGUGCCUUUACCGGCGAGCUGAGCGUCGAGCAGCUGAACGAUGCCGGCAUCGCGUGGACCCUUCUGGGCCACUCGGAGCGCAGGGUGUCCAUGGCUGAGGUCGCGGAAAGCAACGAGUUCCUGGCCGAGAAGGCCAAGGCUGCCCUGGCUGGAGGCGUUGGUGUCAUCUUUUGCUGUGGUGAGAGCUUGGAGAUUCGGAAAGAGAAUAAGACUAAGGAGCAUGUUCUUAGCCAGCUGAAGAGUGCUGCUUCGGCGAUCAAGGACUGGUCGAAGGUUGUCAUUGCGUAUGAGCCGAUUUGGGCUAUCGGGACUGGCGAGGUUGCGUCACCCGAGCAAGCUCAGGAAGUCCACGCAGAUAUCCGCGCCUGGUUGAAGUCGGACGUGUCUCCUGAAGCUGCUGAGAACACCCGAAUCAUCUACGGAGGGAGCGUGAGCGAGAAGAACUGCGUUGAAUUGGCCAAGAAGCCAGAUAUCGACGGCUUCUUGGUUGGAGGUGCUAGCUUGAAGCCUGCCUUCGUCGAUAUUAUCAACGCCAAGUCGGCAUGAAUACAAGGUCCGAGUGACAACCCGAGACGAGACAAAUCGGUUUUGUAGUUUUGUCUUCAAAUUGCUGCAUUGCUGCAUAUACCAACAGUAUAUGGUGCCGAUAGCAAAUGGCACUCACCACUCAUACAAUUGGAAUGCUCUUGACAAUAGUAUUGAACUUGUACAACCGUCGUGAGAACCCAUGCGCCAUUGAUGCCGAUAUAUGUACAAUCUCCAAUCUCUUUCUGCAGCAUACUCCCAUUGUAUCAUAUUUCGUACUUUCUCCCAGCAUGGAACGGACUCCACAUACCCCUAACGUUCUCAUUCGUGCUGAUGACCGGUUUCCUCAUCACCUUCCUGUUCUUCUCCCCGCUUG